AGCAGCCUCAUCCUUAAUGAUCCUCAAGCAACCCAAGAAAGCAGACACAUUCAAUGGAAUGUAGAACAAAUAGACAUUUCAGGCAGCUCUUGUCCACAGACUGGAAACAAGGAGAGGACCACAGUCUCCAGUAUAGCCCCUGUCUUAGGGAACAAACAGUGCAUCUUCUUCCCGGUGAAAGAAGAGGAGCGAGAGGUUCUUUUGGGAGCCUCUCAGAGUGACAGUAGUGUAUUAAACCUGAGCAUGUCUGUCGAUACCAGACUUCUUCAUGGACUUAAUCAAACAGAACAUCCGCCAGGUGAUGGUGGUUUAUAUGACGAGACCCCUGCCACGGGGGACAAUCAGGGAACCAGAAUGAGAGGGGUGUCAUUAGGAACAGAGGAUAGUGACUCCGAGAACACAGGAGCUGAGACAAACAUUGAGCAUCAGAAUGUACCAGAGCUUCGAGACUUCCUCCUUCAGAGUUCUGAUGAAGAAGACGCAAGUGUUUUUGAAUCCCCUGAUCCUCAGCCUGAAUCAGAAGCCCAUGUUAUGGCCUGCUACUACAAGAACCAACACAAUAGCCCACUGCAGCCAAAUGAACAAUCUCACAACUUUCCAGCAUCAGAAACCCAGCCCUCUCCCAGUGCAUCAAGAGAAAGAAAUGGAGACAGCGAACCCAUUGAUUACUUCUCUAAGUAUUAUGGUUGGGAUGCCUGGGAAGAAAUUGCCCAGUGCACAAAUAAAUUGUCCAACAUGCCCAACACAGUCACAGCCAAAGAGGUUGCACAGUUUGUCGGAAUCCACAUUGCAAUGGGAACUUUGAAGUUUCCCAGUGUUAAGCUCUACUGGCAGGACUUUACUAAAGUACCUCUUAUUGCUGACACCAUGCCACUUUCCCGGUUUCUUCAACUGUCUCGCAAGUUGAAACUAAAUGCUCCUGCAAAAGACCAAGUCAAUAUUGUUAAGAGAGGAAAAAAUGUAAAAAAUUUGCACCAUGCUACACCAAUAACCAGUGUGCAAAGCGGUUUCAAUAGUAGCAGCCAUGUCCAAGUUCCCCUUCAGAGCCACAGGGAUAAGUCAGAUGACCAGGACUGUAUACUGAAUACUGAAACUGAUCCACUUUGGCGGAUUCAGCCAUUGCUACACCGUUUCAAGGCAGGAUGCCUGCUACUCAGACGAGAGGGUGAUUAUGGAGUUGAUCAAUACCCUCUUUCUUUGUCAAUUGGAAAGGUAAACAAUAAAAAUCUUUCUCUGCAUUGCACUACAUUAAUUGGAUUUGGUGGUCUAAUUCUACAUUUGGACCUAACAUUGGAUCUUUCGGAAAAAGAGGCUGCUGUAGAAAAAAUUGUCCCCAGGGAUAGCAUGGUGUUUCUUUGUAAGCAAGAACUCUCCACACCUGCAAUGCUUGAACGUCUGUUAGCUGCUGGCGUUCAUGGUGCAGGCAGGGUGGGAGGCGCAAGAGGACAGAUAGGAGAUGAGUUUGUGAGCUCAGAUGGAACGCUGAUGUUACGCAGAGCAAAUCAGGGCUUCAUCCUUUCAACUGUAGGGACCAGCCAGCGAAACAAUGCAUCACUUAUGGACAACUUUGAGAAAGCUCAGAAGUCAGCUUGCCUGAGUAGGGACUUACAAAAUCUUUACCGCAUCCCACUCACUGCCACAGUUCCAACAUGCUGGCCUCAAGCUGUGCUGUGGUACCUUACAGACAUGGCUUUGGUCAACUCAUGGCUUCUAUACAGGCAGGAUCACGGGACUCACUCUGAACCUCUGACCUUUAUGGCCUUCAGGCUUGAAGUGUCCAAGGCCUUGAUCUUCUCCGCUAGUACAGACACUCAGGACUCCAUUCCCCCUCAGCCCCCCUCACAUAAAGCUCAUGCAUCAAGUGUGACCCCCAACCCAGAUCUGGCAAAGGAAAGUCCUCUGCCAGAUUCAUCCAUAAGAUACGAUGGCUCUGGUCAUUGGCCAGAGCAGCUUGGCGAGGGAGAAGAGGGAAGGUGUCGUUUUGGAGGCUGUGGGAGAACAUCUCGAGUACUAUGCCUCAAAUGUUGUGUCUUUCUUUGUAUUUCCCGAAACCACAAUUGCUUUUUGAAUUUUCACAGUCAAAGGAAUUUGUGAAACCAGUUGUGUCAUGCCAGAAUUACCUAGUUACUUUCUAUUUAUUAUUCUCUUCCGGUCUAUUAAUAUCUACUCUGUUUCAUAAUUUCCCUAUGCCCUUCAGCGGCAGCCUUUUUCCUUUUCUAGAAUUAUUGUGCGGCAAUCAUGAGGUGGCUUGUUGUGAGAUGUAAUAUACACCUGACUUCAAAAGACAAUGUGUAAAGACGGAUUGCCAAAAAAUGUUCUGUAGUUGAAGUUGUAGAUAUUAUGUUAAAAUUAUUUUAAUAGUUUUGAAAAAAAAAUCAAAAUUAAGUUUAUAGUCCAUAAAAUUGUGACGAAUUUGUAUUCGCCUCUGUAUUUGAGCUUGUGUGUGGGUCUUAUUAUUUUCAACUUAAAGUUUCGGAAAAUAAAUUUAAAAAAUGU
Molecule: messenger RNA, 2496 nt
Organism: Lampris incognitus (smalleye Pacific opah)
Lineage: Eukaryota; Metazoa; Chordata; Actinopteri; Lampriformes; Lampridae
Exons: 6
Coding region: 244-2094 (616 amino acids)
Source: RefSeq, a predicted model, not a curated record